AUGAAACUAAAGCUAGUGAAAACGAAUAAACUCCUUGACGAAAGAAAAUACUCCUGCCAAAAGGCGAAACUCUUUGGCGAAAGAAAAUCGCCCAUAAAAAAGGCGAAACACUUUGGUGAAAGAAAAACCAUUGGUGAACAGAAAGCUUCUGGCAAAAGGCAAACUCUUUGGUGGAAAAUCACGA
Molecule: messenger RNA, 184 nt
Organism: Racocetra persica
Lineage: Eukaryota; Fungi; Glomeromycota; Glomeromycetes; Diversisporales; Gigasporaceae
Source: the annotation of a GenBank genome assembly